Molecule: messenger RNA, 10411 nt
Organism: Xyrichtys novacula (pearly razorfish)
Lineage: Eukaryota; Metazoa; Chordata; Actinopteri; Labriformes; Labridae
Source: the annotation of a GenBank genome assembly
GGGUUUUAACUUGCAGUAUUUUGAGGAAAUCAGACUUCUAACUGGAUAAAUGUGCCAGACCUUGAAAUCUCAGUUUCACUUGGUGCUAGUUUUGACCUCUUGGUUUUAUCUGACAGAGAUUUUUUUUCCUGUGGACGUUGGCAGAAAUGUAAACCAAAUUUUUUAAGAUUGCUUUUUGUUUAAGGAAACGUGUUCCGGAGGAAAAUACAGGUCUUUACCUCUACUCUCCGCCUCUUUAGGUCUGCCCUACAUCUGUCUCCUUUUGGUCCUUUGCAGUCUGCACAGCAGCUUGUACUCUGCCCCAUAUUUUAUUUGGCGGUCCGCAACACUGCUGCGUAAAAGUCGACGCGUUGCGUUUGGAAAUGUAGCUUUUUUACGCACGACGAGUUCUCCAAAAUGGAUUUGCGAUCCGAACUUCUCAAGUCCAUCUGGUACGCUUUUACAUCUCUGGACGUCGAGAAGUGUGGGAAAGUGUCCAAGUCGCAGUUAAAGGUAAGCAGGGAAGGUGGCCUUUAAGGGAAGAAUGAGAUCAGGAAACUCAGAUCGGGGGGGGCAGAAACCGCUUCUAACGACACUACUUUUCCUUACAGCUUGUUUUGCAAUUCCUCUACGUUUCUUUAAAAAUGCUGUGAAAUACCAGGUUGUAUACCAUGUGAAUCGACACUUCAAUCGGAGCAAAAUCAUAACACAAAUCCAAACAUAAGACUGCUUCUGAGACACGUAUUCAGCUCAGCUUGGAGGUGAAAAGUGAUCCCUGUCUCAUGUUUAAGCUCAAAGUCCAAAACUUGUGUUUGUGCCUCAGAAUCACACAUAGAAUCAUAAUACAUUCAAAAUAAGAGGGGGCAACAAAAAUAGAUUUAUCUUGCUUUCUUUCCUCUCAGGGAGUUCUUUCUCUGUCAUGUUGUCACUGGUCUAGUUACUACAUGUUCGACUGAAAUCCCACAGGAAAGAAGAAUCCAGGGAAAUAGCAGAAAUCUGUCCUGACAUGCUCAGUCACUCAGAGCUGUCUGCCACUGCUGGUGUUUGUGUGUGUUUAUGGAUUUAUGGAGAGGUGUGGAGUGCAUAACAGACUACCAGAAAGUUCCCAUAUGUACAUGUAAAAAUAUUCAGUAUAUGUCUCUUUUUUGUUCUCCAGGUGCUUUCCCACAACCUCUACACUGUCCUGAAUAUCCCACAUGACCCUGUUGCCUUGGAGGAGCACUUCCAAGAUGAUGAUGAUGGCCCGGUGUCGAAUCAUGGCUACAUGCCCUACCUCAACAAAUACAUACUGGAUAAGGUACAGUGACCGGCAAGUAAAUCUAUAAACACCAGCCUCUGAUUAUCAGGAACAAAAACAGUGUUACUUAAACUGCACAGAUCUGCUCACAUUGGCAGAGUAGUGCAUUAUAAACCUGUUGUUGUUUUUUGUGAUGACGCUUUUAUACUGUGUUGUAAUUUACACAGCAACCAAAUGCUUGUGAAGACACAAAACCCUAAAAAAGAUAAUAAUCAAAGGAGGGUGACUCAGAAGGCUUUCCAGGUGUGCAGCAAGCAGUUGCCACGUAUCUGAUGUCUCCUGUACUCAAGGUGUGGACAGUUCUAGAUACCCAAAUACAGGUGCAUUAAAACCCAUACUUGAAAAGAAAGCAAGUGUGGAGGCUUCCUGCACACAGCUUUUAACUUUGCUGCGAAGACGAGCAACUAAAUCCCUCUUUAUAUUCAGUCUCUGGUCAGUAUUAGACAGACAGAUAACUGAUGUUAACCAUCUGUCGAAAUGUACAGUACAGGCCAAAAGUUUGGACACACCUUCUCAUUCAAUGUCUUUUCUUUUUUUUUUAUAUGACUAUUUACAUUGUAGAUUAUUACUGAAGGCAUUAAAACUAUGAAUGAACACAUGUAGAAUUUUGUACCUAUAAAAAAAGUGUGAAAUAACCGAAAACAUGUUUUAUAUUCUAGUUUCUUUAAAAUAGCCACUCUUUGCUCUUGAUGACAGAAGUACCUUGUCAGGGUUCCUUCAGGCACUCCUGUGAAGUAAAAACCAUUUCAGGUGACUUCCUCAUGAAGCUCAUUGAGAGAACAGCAAAAGUUUGCAGCGCUAUCAAAAAAGCGAAGAGUGGCUACUUUGAGAAAUCUAAAAUAUAAAACAUGUUUUCAGUUAUUUCACACUUUUUUCUUAAGCACAUUAUUCCACGUGUUCAUUCAUAGUUUUGAGAAUCUACAAUUUAAAUAGUAAUGAAAACACAGAAAAUGCAUUGAAUGAGAAGGUGUGUCCAAACUUUUGGCCUGUACUGUAUAUACAGCAAAGAAAUGAUAAAAUGGCUUUUUAAAGUAAAAUGUUACAUAGAUAGAUUUAAGGUGAAAGUUCAUGAUGCUUUAAUAAGCUCAGUGAUUUCUUUUGUUGAUAAUGUAUGUGGGGUGGUUACCUGGAGGGCUUAAUUGUUGCUUUUUAGUAGCCACGCCCCCUCUUAAAGGUGUUAACAAGGUGGCUGUGACAGUAUUUCGACCUCAUUGUUCCUAUCUUGCCAUAAAACUAUGAAAACUGGCAUUUUGUCUUUACCUGUUUAAUAACUGUUAAAAAUGUAAAACAAAGCUUUUUUGUUUUAUUUAAAAAUAUCUUUUAACAGACUUAAUAUAGACGGGUUUCUUGCGUACCAACAAUACUAGGUGCGUGUGCUACCACGGGGCAAAAGCCUGCUUUGGAGUGAAUUGAUAUCAAUGAAGAUGCUGUACUGUUUGCAAGUUCUCCCUGACACAAUUGCUAUAAAAUGUCAUUUCAUUGCAUCAAAAUCAGAAAAACCCUUGCUGAAAUAUCCAUGAAUUUCACUCAGUUUACCAGGUUGUGACGUUGCUUUAGAUAUUUCUAAUAUCAGGAGCAGGGUCCUAAUGUUUGCCGAUUGUUUGUUUUGCCGAUUCGUGCAGUUUACAGCACAACAGCUCCUUGUCAUUUUCUUUCUCUGUUGACUCCGCUAGUAAACAGAUAAGAAAUGUCCCGCUUUCUGCCCCAAUGCUGUGCCCAAUACUUUACAAGCCAAAAGAAGACCUGAAAUGUUUGCAGUGAUCCAAGAAAUGUCCCAACAGGACAAGGAAAAAAAUCAAGGGUUUCAUUAGGUUUCUAGAAAAAGACAUAAUGUUGUAAUUUAAGAAACUUAAAAAGACAAGUCUCUUGUCUCAUUUGUAUAGUUUUUACUCCUCACAAGUAUUUCAGGUGGGCUUGUAGCAUCUUGAAAUUAGGCGUUUGUCUUGACUUGUCAGGUGUAUGCUGCAUAUAUUAAGUUUAACUUAAAGCUUUUUAUUACUGGAGAUAAAACAAAAACAACCUGCUUAGUUUUGCACUUUUCCUGUGUUAAAACUUAAGCUCAUAUGCACCUUCCUGCUGUUUUACCAAAUGGAAUUCAUCCACUGCUGAAAAUAGUUGGUAAUGCUCAGCUUUUGUUUGUCUUUUAGAGUGGUCAAAACACUUAAAAGUAUUUAUAUGACUUGGUUUUUAAGUCAUUUGAGUUUCAUAUCAGCAGGUAGGCGAGGAGGCCAGAGUUUGUGUUUCCAAAUCAGCAUCAUGUCUGUUUCAGUCAUUGUGAUUCGUUUUCAUUAAAAUUAUUAUAAAUGUUUUUGUGUCUCUCAGGUCAAAGAGGGGAUGUUUGACAAGGAGAAGUUUGACGACCUGUGCUGGAUGAUGACCAGGAAGAAGAACUUUAAGGGUGUACCAGAGGGGGCCCUGCUAUGUGAAAGAGACUGUUUUAAGCUUUUCUGCUUAUUCAACCUCCUGUCUGAGGACCGCUACCCGCUGGUGAUGAUACCAGAGGAGGUAAAGGAUGGAAAGUUGACGUGUGGAGCAGAAAAAAAAAUAAGGCAACUUAAUUUGAUGUGGUUUAUGCUCAUAUUAUCAUGGGAUAUUUACAUAUGUAAAUACAAAAUACAGUCAUUUUAACUUUGGAUGGAAAAAAAUAGUCGAAUUUUGAUACAAAAUCUGAAAUAAGAGUAAAAAAAUGUCUUCCCCUAAUAAUUUCAGACCAAAUAAAUACAAAUACAGCAACAGAAAUACAAGGCAGAAAGGCUUUCUGGGCAAAAACAUGAGGCACAAAAAUACCACAGUCCAUAUAAUCCCACAUAUGUCCCUCUAAAUCCACAUAUUUAGCAUUUUAACUGCAGAAGAACAUGCAAGUGCAAGUAAGUGAGUUAAUGAGUCUCUUCCUUCCUGCACUUCCUCGUUAAUUCUUUCCGUUUCCUGUCUAAAGAGACAAAAAUAAACUGCUUUGUACCAUCAGUGUGGUAAAUUCCUUUGUAAACAUAUAUGCUGCACAUAUAGACUGAUUCAGAGUGUCAUCAAAACUAGUAUCAGCAUCAACGUUGCACCUCUUUUUAUGAAUCAAAUGUGUCGUUUCUGAGAUCUGUCUGCAGACACUGACACUUUGAUGUGGUUUGAAUCCUUUCAGCUGGAGUAUCUCCUCAAAAAAAUCUCAACAGCAAUGGGCCAGGAGUGGGAUGAGAAGCCCCUGGAGGAUGUUUUAUCCCAGGAUGCCGUAGCACGGGAUGAAGGCAUGUCUGUGUGGAGCUUCUUAGAGCACGUUAGCGUGGGCCGCCUGCUGAGAAUCACUAGCGCUGAGGCCUUCAGUAUAGCUCUGGAUGAGGUUUUUCUGGAGAUGUAUCACAACGUCCUGAAGAGGGUGAGUUUCUGUUUUUUUUGUGUCCUCUUUCUCACCUUGCUUGUCUUUCUUCUUCCUUCAUUUCUUUCCUUGUUUUCAGGGUUAUAUGUGGAAAAAAGGGCAUGUAAGAAGGAACUGGACUGAGCGCUGGUUUGUGCUGAAGCCCUCAUCUAUGGAUUACUACGUCAGCGAAGACCUAAAAGACAAGCGAGGAGAGAUCCUGCUGGAUAAGAACUGUGUGGUAGAGGUUGGUGAGGAGAUGUAAUGAUGACAAUGAAUGUUAAAUACAAUUGUGUUAAAGACCAGAGUUUUAUCAGAAAGUUAAAUGUGUAAAAUCUGACAUUUUCAAAAGGCAUCACCUCUUACUUUUGCAGCCUAUUCCUGACAGGGAGGGGAAACGCUGUAUGCUCUGUGUCAAAACGCACAAUAAAACCUUUGAGAUGAGUUCCUCAGACCAGAGACAGAAGGUGGAGUGGACUCAAGGUGUGUAAGUAUUAGCGUACAGACUCACUUCUAUUCUCAACUGCUGCUAUUGAUCAUGCUGCUGGCUUUUAAUCUGAGACUUUUUAAAUGAAAUUUUCAGACAUUUUGGGAUUAAAUCUUUUUUAAUGUCUGUCGAAAGUAGGAUUUAGGUUUUGCACUGCUGCCACGGCGAGGACAGCAAUUACUCACUGCGAGCAGAGCUUUUUUAUCCUUUGGAAAAAUGUUGCUAACAGAGAUUUGAGAUCUGUGAUCCAUGCCAAACAGAACCAUAGAUUUGUAAUAGUGUAUCCAAUUCACUGAAAGGACUUAGACAAGCAUCCUCCCCUCACUUAUCAGCUGUUACAAAUUCUUGCAGUGGUUGUUUGAGAGGUAUAUUUUUCAAAAAAAAAGAGUGAUCUGUGGGUUUUUUUUAUUAUCUUUGGGUCAAAAAAUGUCAUUUUUAGAGCAAGUACACAUCCAAAAAAGUAGUUUUUAGUCCAACUAAUAGUCCAAAGUCCACAGAUUUGUAAGGAGUAAUGUAAAAUGAGCUGGUUAUGCAAAUUAGAUUCUGACAUGGUGAGCAGAGUCCACUGGAGGUGGAUGGGUCUGCUGCAGAAGUAAAUGUUGUCAUGUGUCAGGUGGCAAGCCCUUGAAAUUAAAUGAGGCAAAAUUCACUCAACUUUUAACACCGUUUAAGUUACUUUAUAUUGAUCUGCAACUCAAAAGAUGCAUUCUCCUGCUUUGCUGUUGUUGUCUGGAUUGCAGGACAUUUUUUGUCAACAGGCAGAGGUGAUGGACUUCUUUCCCUGGAUUGGAUUGAUUUGAAAUGAUGUGUAUGAUCAGGUGGUCCUUGGAGUUUUGGUUAUUUUGGUCUGAGUUUGAUUUCUAAUAGCUACGUCACAUCCGGGAAUGGUCACUGAGGGGUGUGGUUUUGGGAUGUUUGGCGGGUUGUUUAAAUCUCACCGGUGUAGUCAGAUAAUGGUGUGGUAAGCUCUGAUAAUUUUUCACCGUUUCACUCAUCCUGUUUUAACCUCAUUUCAUCAUAUCACUUUUUCAUUUGAAGGCGAAGGUUUGGGACCCAGAUCAGCGUGUUUUCUUACCUUUUUUGAACUAUGAAUUACUUUUUUAACACUCAAACCGGACUGAUAAUUGAACAAGUCACAGAUGCAACCGAACCUAAACCCCAGCGGUCUUUGUUGUUGAAGGAAAGCAGUCGCUACAAUGUGUGCGUUUUUUUUACCUCCUUAGCCAUUCAGACCGCACUCCGUCUCCAGAGCGAGGGCAAAACCUCCCUCCACCAAGAACUUAAACUGAAGAGGAGGGUCCAUCGGGAACACAGGCAACGGGAGCGCAGCAGGAGCUCCCGGAGUAGCUGCAGCAGCCGCAGCAGCCAAUCAGACGACUCCAGUUUUCAAGAGCUGGAGAAGUUGGAGAAAGACAAAGACAGACAGGAUUUGGAGAUAGAAAGCAUCAUACAGGUAAGAGAGGCUCAGUGAGAGUAUGAUAAAUUCAACUUAAAUAACACUUAAGUUUUCAUGUUGCUUUUGUGUUUCGCAGCAUGCACGUGAACUGGAAACCAGGAGGAGAGAGGCGGAGGAGAAGGAGAGGCGGAAACAGAAAGAAGUGCAGAUGGAGUUGGAGAGACAGCUGAAAGAGGCAGAGACAGUAAGAGAAAGUUUUAUGAAUUCCUGGGAGUGCAUUUAGAGUCCACGCCAUAGAAUUUAAUCUCUGCAAACAGCACAAGAACAGUGCCAUUAUAAAACCCAGACUCAACCUUUAGAGAUUUUUAUGGUGGUGAAAUGGUUAUAGCAUUCCUGGAAAAGGUGAUUCAGGAAUAGGUCAGUUCUUUCCACACCAACUAGAAUGCGUGUGCAUGUGUUUAUCCAGCUGAGAGACAGCAUGCAGGCCGAGAUGCAGGAGAAGAACAGAGAGGCUGAGCAGCAGAAGAAGAGGAUCCACGAUCUGGAGCUGACGCAGCGGAAACUGGAAGCUGCUCUCCAUAUGGAGAUCCAGGCCCGGCUGGAGGAGGAGAGGGCCAGACAGGAGCUGGAGAGGUAACAACAGACACACACCUGCUUUUACUCUGUACCACAAACCAGAUGUUUGCAAAGUCCAACAGUGAGAUCACCCUCCUUUUAUGGCUUUUAUUUGGAGUCACAUAAAGUCAUAGUUGAUUCUACAGUCACUAUUUCUUCAAUAACUUUUCAGCUUUUAUUGUAAAGCAGACCCAGAGAAGGAACAGUCAAAGAGGUUAAACCAUAUGUUUUAAUGUAUGCAGGUGUUUUGAGAGGUAUAAAAUAUCCGGUUUUCCCAUAAUUUCUUUUUUUUUUUUGGUUUUUCAAACAGCUGUCCAUUCUAUUUUUAAGGUUUUACAAUUUAUAUCAUAGCAGUCUUUUAUUUACUGGUUUACAAGAGGGUUUUUUUUGUUGUUGUUGUUAAUGUCGUCUUUCUCAAUAAAUCACAAUAAAUCAAUAAUUUUUUUUAUUUUGUAGAUGAAUUUACGAUUUCAGCAAGAAGUUGGUCUGAAUUAAAGUGUUAUUUUCCCCAAUUAUGUUCCUAAAUUUUUAGUGUGUCCAAACAAAAGCUUCCAUUAGGUCUUUUCGACAGAUUUACAACCUGGUUUAGAAAGAUAUUUUUUUUACACUGCUGUAAAAAUCUAAAAUACAGUCAAAACUAAAAAAUUUCCUUAAGUAUUUUAUAUGAAACCUUUGCAAAGGGGUCGGCCAUGUCAAACCCAGAGUACAACCAAGACCAACUACAAAUUGAGUGUCUGUUACAUAUGAUGCAGGGUGUCUGCUAUGUAUUAAAAAGUAUUAAAUAUAAGAAACUAACACAGCAAAUUUUUAGGCCAUUAAAGCAUUUAGUAUGCCUGAAUUUGGUGCACAGAGUGUAGGUGUCAGUGGAGCUACUGAAGAAACAGCUUCUUUUUUUUAUUUUACACACACUCUCCUUAAAAAAAACGAUACAUUUGACCAUAAAAGUCAUCAAAAGAGAUUUUUUAAAAUCACAAAACACGACCUAAACAUGUACAGAACAAUAAAAAUACUGAUUUUUCCACAAGGGGGCACCAAAAUUGACAAAAACUAAAAGUCCCUCACAGGAGCUUUGAACUGAUAGUUUUACAAUUUGUUAAAAAUCCACAGUUAAAAAAAACUUCUUUAAAUCUAUAGUAAUGUUGUAGUUAAAAAAAAAAGUUGAAAAGUGUGUCUGUCAUGUUCAGUUACUGCUUAAAAUUGUGUUUAGGUUUUAAAAAUAUGUUGAAAAGGUGUGGAGUUUAGCAACAUGCACAUGCUAUUUUUGAUCACCUCUUUCUACUCUUCACCAGGUUGCUGCUGGUAGAGGAGGAGAAGAAGAAGCAGUUCAAGCUCCUGCAGGAGCAGCAGAGAUCCCUGAAGGGCCUCAGCACCAUACAGGAGGCCCCAGACGGCAGCAUGGACGAGGACGCUCCCUCAGCUCUUCACUCAGCCUCCAUGGAGCUCCAGGACCUGCGGGCAUCUCGCCAAAGGAGCCACCAACGCCUGGAGGUAAGAAGGAGACGGUGUGUUUAGAUUAGCUCAGUUUGCAGCACCUUAAAUCUUCUCAUGAUUUAUUCACUGUAAUUCUUUUUGUUUAGGAAGUACAAGAGAGGCUGAGGAACGCCAGUCAACAUGUGCGGCACUGGAACGUCCAGCUGAACCGCCUGAUGACACCCCUCAGUCCUGGAGGUGCAGUAUACUCUAAAUACGGUUCUACCAAAUAAUGACAACAUUUCAUCCGUAGCACCUUAUAAACCAGAGUUUUUGAGGUAAAUGAAAGUUAACUUUGACAAGUUCAAAAUACAAAAGUUACGAGUGAUUUAGAGAUACACUUAUCACCUCUGCAGCUGUUGCCUUGAUUGCAGGACAGGAUCUUGCUUUUCUUUUUUCUACCAGAUAUGGCUAUGGUCCAGUCGUUUCCCAGAAUGCUGUCAUAUCUAACUAUACCCUGUUUGUGUUGUUUAUGAACCCCAAUUAUUUCCUGACUCUCAAGACUAGCCUGAGUUGCUGCAAUGUUUAUAUUUUUUGCAAACAUAAAACACAUUUAUAUCUGAAAAAAACCCACUUAACACCAACAAUAACAAAAAGAUCAAAUUAGGACUUUUUUUUCGUAGAAGCAAGGUUAACAAAAAACAAAAAGGAGAAAUGGGAACUAGCAUUUUGACAUAGUGUCAACAGGUAUAGGUGACAUAAGCUAGAUUACUCUCUGCAGACUGCAUUAUUAGGUUCAUCCCGGCAGAGCUUUUGCUAUUGAGAAUUAUUAAAUAUAGUUUUCAGGUUUUGAUUAUUCAAAAUCAAGUAUUCAGCUCGGAAAGGUAAUUAUCUAUCAAGAAAGCUGGGCAGUAACACAAUUUAUUGUGCCGUAGAGAUGUUUGUUUUCUCUUUUGAAAUGCUUUUUAAUCUUUUAAACAUUUUUUAACAUAUAUUGGACACAUACAACCAAGUGCGAUUACUAAAUAUUGACACAAAAAUGAGAAAAAACUUUACUCAAUUCUGCAAUUCUUUAAAAAGGAUGUGAAAGUGUGAGAGUGUGCGUUUCUAUUUACUUUCCAUAGUCAGACUUAUAGACAUACAGAGUGAAUAACCAGCAAUUGUUACAUGAGUUAUAAAAAUGUUCUCUGAUAUUUAUUUUGAUGUAGAGCUGCAUCAAAAUACACUCAGAGUAUUCACAUGCUUAAAGUUUCCUUUAAUGAAUUAAGGUAGGAAACUGGAAUAUAAAUAAAAAGUUGCUGGGUUGAGCAACCGUUAUUAAUUUUUUUCUUGGAUCAUUGUGAAGCUUUACACUAAAUUUUACUUGAAAUAGUUAUCAUACUUUAAAGACAACACUCAUACUUACUGAUAUUGUGUUGUUUUUCUAGAACGUUUGGAACAUCGCUUAUCUUCUAAACGCACGUGUCCCAAAAAGGAAGGAGCUCUGGCAAGUAAUGAGUUCAUCACUAAGUUGAAGACAAGAUCCAAUCAGAGCAUGCAGAUACCGGAAGACAACGACGAGAGACUGGAGGAGCAGCUGGAGGCCGCCAAGCUGUCCGACGGAUUGGAUGAUAUGCAGGAAAAAGCCAACGGACAAAUGUGAUUUCCAAGGUGCCAGAAGUUUCCAAAUCUGAGUCCAGACAUUACAAAGGAAUGUUUUUAUUGGUUAAAGGCAGAGGCGAAGUUGGAGAUAGUAUGCUUAAACAAAGGUUAUUUGUAUUUAUGUGGUGAAAUGCAAACGAAGAUUGUGCGUGAACAUGAGCACAGCGUGAUGCAGAAUUUGAAGAGUAAGAUUUACAAUUUUGUACAAUAAAAGUUUUAUUGAUGAAUUGAUGAAGACAUGGA